CAAUGCUGGAUAAUAAUGCGAUUUAACUAGCCCCCCAUUUGAAACCUCCCAAACUCAUUUCCGUUCUGUCUCAUUGUUCCAGACACUCUUUCAUUCAUCUUCCAGCCUUCUACUGCUAUUGUACUCCGUACAGUAAUUGUUCUUGUCACAGCUUUGACGGCUCCUUUGUUGGCUUCAGUACAGUCUCUUUCGUGUCGGUUUCGUCACUCUUUCAUUCCAUUGUCUCGAAUCUCAAACAACAUAUCGUCAUCCAACCACCGAGAACAGCCAUCCUUAUAUGGCUAUUGUCCUCUAUUGAAACCUACCAUAUUACCAAUUUCACUCAUCACUCAAAGAUACCUUCUUGAAUAUUUCUCUUCUUGAACAACAAAACCUAUCUAUCUAAUCGAAAGUAUAUACGACAUUAUCAACGACAGCCAUGCGUUCAACUUUACACUAAACCCUCACUUAUCGCGCACCGGUUGCAGCACGAAAUUAUCACGAUCGCUUAUUUUCCAGUUUAUGUUUCGACGUUUUUGCCUCUGUUUCUUUUGAUAGCUGUGUAUUCGGUCUUCGCUGGCGAAGUACCCCGAUAUCUUGUCACUCGACAACCUUUAUACCCACCGACGACCUCUGUUUUCGAAAUAGCCUCUGAAGACUCUCACAGUUCUCAUCAUGACUUGCUGCGGAAACAGGAAGAAGCAGGUUGUGGGGAUUGCUGACCAGAAAUGGGAAUAUAUCAAUCUUCGCGACUUUAAAAGCCGCGGAUGCGGAACUGUAUUUGCUUAUAUCUACCUGUGGCUUAUGCUUCUCGUUUCAGUUGCUGUCUAUGUCGUUGACAGUUUUACUGCCGUCAAUCUACUCGUGUUCGAUCGUUGGUCUUCAAAGAUCGAUCCUGCCAUCUCCUUCGACGUCACGAAAUGGAUCUUUUCUAUUUGCAUUAUUCUCUCAUUCAUCAACCUAGCUUACGAGGGUUUCCGCGCCUUUCGGGUUAUCAGACGAGGCAAUGUUGCGGAAUCCUAUCUUGAUAGCUUAGCUGUUCGAUGGGAAUCAAUUCGACUUGGUUCGCAAGGUUGGAAAAGAUUCCUAGUCUUUGCUGAACUCACCAAAAGUAAAGAAGGCGCACAAUACAUUGCGCUUUUCACAUACUUCAACUUUCAAGCCUGGAUCCGAGUCAUCAUCUGCUCAGGCCCUCGUCAGGUUCUCAAUGCUUUCACACUCAAGUCAGUGUAUGAGGCACAAUUGACGCCUACAGCAGACAAUGUGGGCGACUCCAUUACUGGAUUCUUUGAGAAAAUCAAGAUCCUAGCCGAAGAAGAUUAUCAACAGGCACUUAUCCUCUCGGGAAUGUGUUUCACUCUGGUUAUCUGGGUGUUUUCUGCGCUCUUUCUUCUGGCAGCCGUUCUGUUUUGGGUAUUCUUUUUGUACCAUUGGAUUCCUGCAGCCGACGGUGGUCUUUCUGGAUACUGCGAGCGGAAGGUCACCAAGGCGUUGAUGAAGAUUGUCACAAAGACGGUCAACAAAGCUCUAGCUAGGGAGGAGGCCAGCCGCUUCAAGGCUGAAGUCAAAGCGGCCAAGAAGAAUGGAGAGAAGCCUCACCUCGAUCGAGCUGCCACCCUACCCACUCUGCCAAACGUUGGCCCAGUCACCAAGAUGGAUCACCCACCAAUGCUCAACCGUAACGACACCAUGAUGACACUGCCGCCUUACACUUCACGCCCCGGUACGCCAGGUGGCAUGGAGAACGCACCCCCAGCUUCAGAACGAACUGUGCCGUCUAGACAGGGCACUACGGCAUCUAUCGCGAGCUACGCAUCCCGAGCCACUUCUAGAUCUGGAGGUGGAUAUGGACGGAUUGCAUCCCCCGUGCCUGAUGUGCCUCCCAUUAACUACCAGGGACACACCCAGCCCCGAUCUAUCACAGACAGGCAUGAUAACUUUGGCCCUUAUCCUGCAAAUCAAAUGGCAAUGGACCCAAUAACAUCUCUUCCUGGUCGAUUUACAGAGAGCCCUGGCCCAAUGAACUCUGAUAUGGCACCUUUCUUCCCUCCCUCGACUCGCGCUCCCAGCGCUCGCCCUAUGGAUAACUUUUCGCAGCCCAUGGGAACAUUUCCUUCAACCCAGGCACCCCAAUACCAAGCUUACAAUCCUGGGGGUCGCAUGAGCACUGCAUCAUCUGUGAACUCUCAUCAGGGCGGAGCCGCAAUGCAACGGCCCUUCAAUCCUCCAGUACGAAGUGCCACAGGGCCAGUGCCUUUUCGGGGACCUCCACAAAGGAACUUGACGAACCCAAUGCCGCCUCGUGCAGCAUCUGCGAGACCUGAAAGGGCUCCUCCCUAUAACUAUGACGUCGAAUCUCAAAGACCAGGGGGUUGGUAAAUGAUUAUAUCAAAUGUAUUGGAUUAUUAAUGAAUCACGAA
This is a messenger RNA of Fusarium odoratissimum NRRL 54006, 2399 nucleotides long. RefSeq lists its product as uncharacterized. The transcript has 2 exons. Lineage: Eukaryota; Fungi; Ascomycota; Sordariomycetes; Hypocreales; Nectriaceae. Gene Ontology annotation, cellular component: plasma membrane. Gene Ontology annotation, molecular function: potassium ion transmembrane transporter activity. Gene Ontology annotation, biological process: potassium ion transmembrane transport. Bases 655 to 2358 code for a protein of 567 amino acids. The record is from RefSeq and is a predicted model, not a curated record.